Rotaria sordida is the source of this 366-nucleotide messenger RNA. Lineage: Eukaryota; Metazoa; Rotifera; Eurotatoria; Philodinida; Philodinidae. The record is from the annotation of a GenBank genome assembly.
CUUGAAAAACAUUUAAUUGCUUUACGAUUACCAUUCAUGAAAGUUAUAAAUUUAACAUCAGGUAAAUUAUCAAGUAGAUUAGCACAAAAAGGUACUAAAGGACCACUUCAUUGUGUACCAUCAGAUGUACAAGAUACUGUAACCACAUUGCCUCGUUCAGUUGAUAAAUCCAUGAUGGUCCGAUUACAAUUGAAACGACGACUAAAACAUAAAGCUGUAUGGGAAGAACAAUUAAUAAAUCCAAAUGAUGUAAGAGAUGCACUAUUUGUUUUAACUAAGAUGCAUCCAGGCUAUAAAAAUAUAAAGAUAAAUGAAAUUGAUGAAAAUUAUCUUACAUCUGAUCAAGAAAAAAAACUACGACAAUAA